Messenger RNA from Cydia pomonella (codling moth), 2335 nucleotides. RefSeq lists its product as uncharacterized. The transcript has 2 exons. NCBI's taxonomy places the organism in Eukaryota, Metazoa, Arthropoda, Insecta, Lepidoptera, Tortricidae. The record is from RefSeq and is a predicted model, not a curated record. Bases 465 to 1403 code for a protein of 312 amino acids.
AUGGAGGGGUUGGUUUAAGAGCACCUGGGCACGCAACACAACGAGCACGGGUGCGCUGAUUUACUUGUAGUAUUUGUCGCCCUUGAGCAUGUGAUAUAAUAAUUUCAAUAGCUGAAAUCCGACGAGUCCUUUAGGCGUCGUUAUCAACGGCAUGUGUGUGAGCGAGCGUGUGGGUCUAAGGCGGCGUGCGGAAUGCGCACCGCGCAAGCCGUAGACCUCGCCGAAAAGAAAGGACCGUAUACUUGUUAAAUAAUGACGAUAGUUGCACGUUACAGAGUGAAAUGUUCGGAGGGAUGGAGUAUUCUGACAGAUGAGCACCUUGGUAUUUAAGAGCGGGUCGGCAUGCCGAAUGUCAUCAGUUAACUCGAGAUCACCGCAACGGGAGCAUCUCCACAAGUGCAUUGUUCCAUUUGGACGGUCACAGCUAAGGGCCCUACACAGUACAUCAAUUUACCAAGCACAAUAUGCGCGCUUUUGUGGUACUCGCCUGUGUGGCGUUGGCCUACGGUCGGCCUGAGCCGCCGGUCGGCUAUAGCUACUCGGCCCCCGCCCGCGCACCGUCCGGCAGUUAUGGAGCUCCUUCCCUUGGAGGACACUCCAGCGGGGGAAUCUCUCUGGGAGGACACGCCGGUGGAAUUUCUCUCGGUGGCCAUUCUGGAGGUCUGUCGUUAGGCGGCGGUCACUCUGGAGGUCUAUCGUUCGGCGGCGGCCACUCGUCUGGAGGACACUCACUCGGUGGCGGCAGCAUCGGCGGUGGCUCAUUCGGCGGUGACUCUGGUUUCGGUGGUGGCUACGCCGGCGGCUACUCCGGUGCUCCUUUGGUUCAAAAACACAUCUACGUCCAUGUUCCUCCUCCAGAACCCGUCGAGCACCACGCUCCUAGGAUUUCUCCGGUGGCUCCUCCUCAGAAACACUACAAAAUCAUCUUCAUCAAAGCCCCGACUCCCCCCACCCCCACCGCUCCCAUUAUUCCCGUGCAGCCUCAGAACGAAGAGAAGACCCUGGUUUACGUGUUGGUUAAGAAACCCGAAGAACAACCCGAUAUCGUUAUCCCCACCCCAGCCCCGACACAGCCUUCCAAACCCGAAGUUUACUUUAUCAAAUAUCAAACCCAGAAGGAAUCUGGUGCCAUCGGUGGUGGUGCUAUCGGCGGCGGUGCUAUUGGCGGUGGUCUUGGCGGUGGAGUCGGCGGAGGUGACUUGGAAGGCAUCUCUAUCUCCAGCGGCGAUGCCGGUAUCGGCGGCGGCAGCGCCCAUGGUGGGGCUGAUAUCAGCGCUGACUUUGGCGCCACUGGUGGUGACAACAGUGGAUCCGACGGUGGUCACGGCGGUCACAGUGGUCAGGGUGGUGCUACCAGCGCUCAAUAUGGUCCUCCCGGUCAUGUAGCUGGUCCUCUUCAUUAGAUAUAGAAUAAAUAUAAAAAAACGAGUGGUAGCCAGUUCAAAACAUCCUAUUUAUUUAAAUCAUGUAUUUAGGUACAACAGUGCUCAUAAUACUCGUAGUUUACAAGCAAUUGGUGAUUCGAAUUACAUCUACAAGUGAUGAACUGUGCCUGCCACCGCUAUCUGGCUGCCGAACACUUUGUACAUAGUCACCCCGUGUUCGUACUGUUCGUAUGUGAGUUCAGUAGCGCAACGAGGCGCAUAACUGUCUCAUCGCAUCUCAUUGUCAACUUGUUAUUUGCGCACAGUGUUACUGUUACGUUUUGUAUGAUAAAUAUAGUAUUUUUAUUUUUAUAUUAAAAAUGUCGAUGCAAUGUCAUGUUUCAUUUUUGGUAACUAAAUGGGGAAUGGUGGUUUGAACAGUAAUUACGUCAUUGCCGAAAGUGGUCGUGAAAGGUUGCCCUGGCCAGAAUGGAGCAGCACCGACGGCGCGCUGGAUUCCUUUCUCGUUCUCGACCGGUAUGAUUAGUCUGAACAUUAUAAGUAUAUAAAUUGUGAACAAUCGCAGUGGUUAAGUUUAUAGGGAGUUGCGCAAGCGAGUGUAACGAGGCGAAGUGUUUUCUCGUUCUCGAGUGGCAAGACGGCGCGGACGUCCGUCAGCGGCCGGCCGGCGCCCGCGCUCUCAGCUCUCGGUAAUGGUCCCCUUAAUGGAUCAUACGUGUAAUUACACUUUCGUUAUAAUUUAGUAGACGUCGGUAAGCUUACAUAAUCUGUACGCAUCUUCACAUAAACGAUUCAUUAUAUUUUUAUGGGCUCCGAUAUUACAUUCGAAUACGGAUGUUUCGACACAGUAAGAACCAGAGUCUGUUAGUAAAGAAGACUAACCCUACAACGCCGUGAGAAACGUCAAUGUUAUAUUAAUUGUAAAUGACAUAAUAUAUAAUUUUUACAUU